Molecule: messenger RNA, 3856 nt
Organism: Gracilinanus agilis (Agile Gracile Mouse Opossum)
Lineage: Eukaryota; Metazoa; Chordata; Mammalia; Didelphimorphia; Didelphidae
Gene: ARAP1
Product: ArfGAP with RhoGAP domain, ankyrin repeat and PH domain 1
Exons: 31
Coding region: 142-3546 (1134 amino acids)
Biological process (GO): positive regulation of GTPase activity; signal transduction
Cellular component (GO): cytoplasmic vesicle; trans-Golgi network; plasma membrane
Molecular function (GO): GTPase activator activity; phosphatidylinositol-3,4,5-trisphosphate binding
Source: RefSeq, a predicted model, not a curated record
ACCAGUCUGCUGAGUGAAGGCGACGAGCUUGCAGUGGACCCCCACGACUAUGAGGACAUCCCCAACGGCAUAUGGGAUGAUGUUGGUCUGAGAUCCCCAAGCCUCAGCAACACCCCAGCCCCAGAGCUCCCUCCGAAUCCUAUGGAGGGGCCGCCCUGGACCUCAGCUCCCUCCACACCUGUCAUCAAGGCUGGCUGGCUGGACAAGAACCCACCUCCAGGAUCCUACAUAUAUCAGAAGCGAUGGGUCAGGCUGGAUUCUGAUUACCUACGGUACUUUGAUAGUGACAAGGAUGCUUAUUCCAAGCGUUUCAUCCCCGUCUCCUCCAUCUCUCGAGUUUCUGGCAUCAGUGACCAGAAGUUUGAAGUCAUCACACACAACCGGACCUUUGUCUUCCGUACUGAGAGUGAUGCGGAGCGGAAGGAAUGGAUGCAGGCCCUUCAGCAGGCAGUGGAGGAGCAGCGGGUCCGGGCCCGACUCUCAAGGGCCAACCUUCUGGAGCCUCACUGCCCUGGGAUCCCCGACCGAGCCGGCAGUCUGGAGCUUCGGGGCGUGAAGAACAAGCUCUAUGUGGUGGUGGCUGGCGAUAAGGUGCUGCUGUAUAAGAACUUAGAGGAAUACCAGUUGGGUAUAGGCAUCACUUCCAUUGAUAUGAAUGUGGGCAAUGUGAAAGACUCAGAUCGGAGAAGCUUUGAUCUCACUACUCCUUAUAGGAUCUUCAGUUUCUCAGCCGAGUCAGAGUCAGAGAAGGAAGAGUGGCUGGAGGCCAUGCAGGGUGCCAUUGCAGAGGCCCUGUCCACCAUGGAUGUGGCCGAGCAGAUCUGGGCUGAUGCUCCUAACCGACUCUGCGCUGACUGUGGGGCCACCCAUCCGGACUGGGCCUCCAUCAACCUCUGCCUUGUGAUUUGCAAGAGAUGCGCAGGGGAGCAUCGAUGGCUGGGACCGUCUGUCUCCAAAGUCCGGAGCUUGAAGAUGGACCGGAAGGUGUGGACAGAGGAUCUCAUUGAGCUCUUCCAUCAUCUGGGGAAUGAAGCUGGGAAGCGGUUCUGGGCAGCCAAUGUUCCUCCUAGUGAAGCGCUGCACCCCAACAGCAGCGCUGGGGACCGGCGGUACCACCUGGAAGCCAAGUACCGGGAGGGCAAGUACCGCCGUUAUCACCGUUUCUUCGGCAAGCAAGAAGAGCUUGAUAAGGCCCUUUGUGUGGCUGUCACCACUACUGACCUCGAAGAGACGCAGGCUCUGCUGGGCUGCGGGGCAGCCAUCAACUGCUUCUCAGGGGACCCCGCAGCCCCCACACCCUUGGCCGUGGCCAGGCAGGCUGGCCAGAGGCUGCAGAUGGAGUUUCUCAGGAACAACCAGACUACGGAGAUGCCUCGGCUGGACUCAGUCAGCAUUGUGGAGAAGCAUUACUCCGUCGUUCAGCCCACUGUGAGCCAUAGUGGCUUCCUCUUCAAGACAGCCUCUGUGGCCAAGCCCCUGCAGGAGCGCCGUUCCCGAGAAGAGUUCAGCCGACGCUGGUGUGUUCUCAGCGAUGGUGUCCUGAGUUACUAUGAGAAUGAGAGGGCUGUCGUGCCCAAUGGGGAGAUCCGAGCCAGUGAGAUCGUGUGCUUGGCUAUUCCACCACCUGACACCCAUGGCUUUGACAGUACCUUUGAAAUAUACACGGAGACUGAGAGGAUGUACUUGUUUGGAUUGGAGAGCCCAGAUCUGGCCCGAGAGUGGGUCAAAUGUAUCGCUAAGGCUUUCGUGCCCAUCCAUGCGGAGGAGCUGCUAUGCAGGGACUUUGAGCGUUUGGGCCGCCUCUCCUAUAAGGCUGGCCUUAGCCUGCAGCGGACCCAGGAGGGUUGGUUUGCAUUGUCUGGCUCCGAGCUCCGAGCAGUAUUUGAGGAGAGCCCCAGCGAGGAGACCCUACAGCUCCGAAAGCUGCAAGAGCUAUCAAUCGAGGGGGACAAGGAAGUCCUCGUCCUGGUGGAGAGGGGAAGGACCCUGUAUAUUCAGGGGGAAAGGAAGCUGGACUUCGCAGGAUGGCUGGGGGCUAUCCAGAAGGCAGCAGCAAGUUCUGGGGACACUCUGUCUGAGCAGCAACUGGGGGACUCUGACAUCCCUGUCAUCGUCUACCGAUGUAUAGACUACAUCACUCAGUGUGGAUUGACCUCAGAGGGCAUCUAUCGUAAGUGUGGGCAGACGUCAAAGACACAGCGGGUGCUGGAGAAUCUGCGUCGAGAUGCUCGCUCUGUGCGGCUCAAGGAGGGGGAGCAACAUGUGGAUGAUGUCUCCUCUGCCCUCAAGCGCUUCCUGAGGGACCUGCCUGAUGGGCUCUUCACCCGGACUCAGCGCUGUGCUUGGCUUGAAACAGCAGCAAUUGAGAAUGAGGAAGAGAAGAUUUCUAGGUACCAGGAACUCUUGGGACUCUUGCCCCCUGUCAACCGGGCUACAGUGAAGGCCCUCAUCAGCCACCUGUACUGUGUACAGUGCUUCUCGGAAACCAAUCAGAUGAAUACCCAUAACUUGGCAAUUGUAUUUGGGCCUACGCUUUUCCAGACAGAUGGUCAGGACUACAAGGCUGGCCGAGUAGUGGAGGACCUCAUCGAUCACUAUGUCCGAGUGUUCAGUGUGGAUGAGGAGGAACUGAGAAAGCAGCGGGAGGAGAUUACGGCCAUCGUCAAGAUGAGGGUGGCGGGCUCAGCCAGUGGAACACAGCAUGCUGGAGAUUUCAUCUGCACCGUUUACCUGGAGAAGAAAGCAACGGAGACAGAACAGCAUGUUAAGAUCCCAGCAUCCAUGACAGCCCAGGAGCUCACCAUGGAGAUCCUAGAUCGUAGGAAUGUGAGGAUAAAGGAGAAGGACUAUUGGACCUGUUUUGAAGUCAAUGAGAGGGAAGAGGCAGAGAGGCCCCUGCACUACACUGAGAAGGUUCUCCCUAUCUUGCACAGCCUGGGCACUGAUAGCCAUCUGGUGGUAAAGAAGUACCUCUCCAUGGAGGCCAUGCUUAUGUAUCUAGCCAGCAAGGUGGGGGACACCAAGCAUGGCAUGAUGAAGUUCCGUGAGGAUCGAAGCCUCUUGGGCCUGGGCCUCCCCACAGGCAGCUUCCAUGACCGUUACUUCAUGCUCAAUGGCAGCUGUCUAAGGCUCUUCAAGGAAGUCAGAACCCAGAGAAGCUGGGCCUUUUCCCCUCACACAAGUCACAAGCCAGAAAAGGAAUGGCCUGUGAAGAGCCUCAGAAUCUACCUGGGGGUGAAGAAGAAGUUACGACCGCCCACUUGCUGGGGUCUCACUGUGGUGCAUGAGACAGAGAAGCAUGAGAAGCAGCAGUGGUACCUUUGCUGUGAUACCCAGAUGGAGCUCAGAGAGUGGUUUGCUACCUUCUUCCUUGUGCAGCAUGGUGGGACUGUCUGGCCUUCCGAGCCGUCAAGGGUGGUUCGACCUGUACCUGAGUCGAGGCUGGGUAGUGUGUCGCUCAUCCCCCUGAGGGGCAGCGAGAAUGAGAUGAGGAGGAGUGUGGCUGCCUUCACUUCUGAUCUCCUGUCUGCGCAAAGUCCACCAUGACCAGGUGCUUCCCCUUAGCACCCCUGAGAUGAGAGGGGUCCAGAUCUUCUCAGUCUCUACAAGAAAGAGGCACAGGCCUCAUGGAGAGGCCCAGCUAGAGCUGCUCGUUCCAUCAAGACUCUAUCCUAGACUUUGUGUGUGUUGGGGAAGAAGAGUCUCCUAGGGAUCUGGGUGGCAGGGGUUAGCUACAAGGCAUUGGAAUGGGUGAGGGCAGACCCCUAUUUUUCCUACUUCACCCUCCACCUGCUUUCUCCCUGACAUCCAGGACCUUUUUUUUUUAAAAAUAAUAUAAAUAUAUCUGUAUAUUUUA